Messenger RNA from Daldinia childiae, 1614 nucleotides. RefSeq names its product Serine/threonine-protein kinase haspin. Gene Ontology annotation, molecular function: ATP binding; histone H3T3 kinase activity. The transcript has 2 exons. Bases 1 to 1614 code for a protein of 537 amino acids. Gene Ontology annotation, biological process: protein phosphorylation; intracellular signal transduction; mitotic cell cycle. The record is from RefSeq and is a predicted model, not a curated record. Lineage: Eukaryota; Fungi; Ascomycota; Sordariomycetes; Xylariales; Hypoxylaceae. Gene Ontology annotation, cellular component: nucleus; cytoplasm.
AUGUCGAAACAAACUUCUCUACGUAAAUAUGGAAAACAAUCCAAGAAACCCAAAGCCGAUCGAUUAUUUGUCGACCUACCAAAGACACCAAUGCGAAAUCAGCCCCAGAAAGUAAUAAUAGAACAAGACGAUGAUAGUUCCGAUAAAAAAGUGCUGGAGGAAUUGGUUGGAGGGAUUUCUGCUAUGGCGAUACAAGAUCAAAACAUUACACCACCAGGUUCACUCCGACGCUCUCCUAGACGAAAAGAACAACAGGCUCUCCUAAAACCACCACCACCCCUUACCCCGGCUCAACUCCGAAGACUCCCAGUAAUAAGCCCACCUGAGCUAGAAAUACAAGAUCAACUUAAGGAUGGGGAAGAAAAAAAGGAAUUACAAGUGCUUUCCUGGGCCGACAUAUGCCCACCGGGCGAUAAAAUCGUCAAGAUAGCAGAGGCUUCUUAUGCGGAAGUCUAUCGCGUGACGAACGAACGCGGGACUAGCAUUAUCAAAGUUAUCCGGAUGGAAUCACCGAUAAAGGCACAAACAAAACCUCAACAAAAAUCGGGGCUUGUUGACGAAGAACCACAUUCCGAGUCGGACUUGAUGGGCGAAUUAAAGAUCUCAGAGUGGCUUGCCGACAUACCAGGUUUCGUCGUCUAUAAGGAAAGAUACAUAGUUCAGGGGAAGGCUUGCAAGGAGUUACUCGAGACACACCAGGCAUUUCACAGGAAGUUAAAACGGCAGGAUCCAGAUAGACUUCAAUUCUAUCCAUCGCCAAGCCGAUACUUGCCUGGCACCAAGUUCCUAGUGGUUGAGCUAGGUGACGCGGGGACGGCACUUGAGGAUUUUGAGCUGGAAUCUGCCGACCAGCUAUGGGAUAUAUUCUUUCACGUCACCAUCGCGCUCGCUCGUGCCGAAGCUCAUAUAGAAUUUGAGCAUCGGGAUCUUCACGAGGGAAAUUUAUGUAUUCGUAAGAUGACAGAACCGAUUCCCACGGCAGACCGGGAGCGUUCUAGCUGCUUUGGAUUUUCUGGUCUCGAUGUAACGAUACUCGAUUACGGGCUCUCUCGAGCUCACGCCAACUACGAGGACGAAGAUUCAUUACCUAUUGCUUAUGAUCUAGAAAGGGAUUUAAGCAUUUUCACCAGCGAACACGCACCCCAGUGCCAGGUGUAUAGACGUAUGAGAUCCUUUAUGCUGCGAGGAGACCGAGUGUGUCUACCCCCAAAAAGUCACAAGACACCUUACGAAGAGGGAAUCGACGGCCCAAUUUGCUGGGCUCAACACGAACCUUACACGAAUGUAUUAUGGCUUGCGUAUAUCUACCAAUGGAUGGUGAAGCAUUUCAAGGGACCCAAGAAAGAGGUCAAUGCUUUUAAGCGCGCCACGAAAGAAUUCUGGACGUACCUCGACCCUGAUGCUGCUGAAAAUGUACCGGGCUUCGGAAGUGCUAGUGAUAUCGUGAGGUUCGCACUGGAGUCGGGAUGGAUAGAAGAGGACCAGUUGAUGGGUAUGCGGGAUGAAGUCGAGAAAUCGAUAUUAUCGAUUCUGACGACUAAUGACUUAGGAAGGGAGAUAGAUGAGGAAACUUUUGCAGAAGCAUAUCUGAGAAGAUCGCCUAGAAGGCGCUAA